CUUCAAAGACAAAAAGAAAUUCAAAUCUAAUUCACUCUUUUACCCUCUCCCCACAAUCGCUCAACAUAACGUUCCACCCUCAAAAUUUUCAUAAAACAUUAGGGAUACUUUAGUCAAAAUUAAUAAGCAGCCUUAUGUUUUUGUUGUUGUUAUAUUAAUCUUCAGAAGCCCAUAAUUUCAAAUUUUGGAUCGUUACAAUACCUCGGCGCUAUAGAAAAAAAAAAAAAAAGGAAAAAAACGCAGGGCCAGAGUCUGGCUCCGCUAGCUUGUACCUUACGCUAUGGAUGUUGUCCUUUGUUCUUCGUUUUCUUAUUUUUCCCCCUUUUGAUGAAAUAAACAUUUUUUUUGCUUUGAAUGCUACAGUUAAGUUGGUUCAACCGUAGUCAUCGCCGUUAUCAACUCAAACUCGCCGUUUCCAAGAUUCCUAGGGUUUCUAAGCGAAAAUCAAUUUCAAAUUUUCGAUGGAAAUGGCGGCGGACUUUGGUUCUGGUUGUUUCAGGUGAAGUUAGAGCAGCAUUGUAGAGUGAGGAAGAGGGAUUAAGUUUUGGAGAGAGAAAGACAAGUAAAGAGAGAUGGAGAUGGAGAUAGAGGCAGUGUUGGACUUGAGAGAGAUCGAUCUUAAUUACGAGUUCGAUGCGGCUAGAUUCUUUGAUUUCACGAGCGAGGAGUCGCCGGUGGAGGCCAGAGAAGCUGAACUUUGGUUCGAGUCGGCCCCAAGUUAUCCUCCUUCUCCUUUUGUGACAAAGUUAGUUAUAAGAGAGGAAAGUCUCCUGGAAAAUGUUACUACAUCUCCUAAAUGUGAUGAAGAUACUAAUACAUUACAUGAAAGUGAUCCGGAAAAUAUGAUGGCGUUGGGAUUUUCAGCUGUGUGUACCAUUAACAAAGGAAAUGAAGGAACUAAGGGAGGGAUCUCCGCCCAUAUACAGAAAAUUUUACAAAAUGCUCUGAAUAAACCAUUCCAGUUAACUUCAGGGUUGACAACUUACAAUCAUUUACCCAGUGAUAAGUUAAAAACUAGACCCAAGAGUGUAAAACCUGUGCCUAGGAGCUCAACUCUUAUGAAACCUACUGCUAGCCAGUUAGCCAAACAAAAUCGACCCACUCAAGUUGCUACGUCCAGAUUUCAGAAGCUACUGGUUCUAAACAGUAACAGAAGCCUAGGUAAUUCUUCUGUGGUUGAAAGUCAAGCUGCCAAGAGGCAAAAGCUAGAGGGAGGUCUCUUGCAUAAGGUUGAGGAGGUGAAGCAGCAAACCACUUUGGUCCACAAGGCACCUAAAAAGGAUGGAACUAAAGAUAGAAAUGCCAUCAAUACCAAGCUCAGGCUUACCAUUCCAAGGGAACCUGAGCUUGAAACAGCACACAGGGCUCAAAGAAUUCGGCCUAAGAAUGAUACAGAAGAAGAGCAUGUUACAUCUGUCACACAUAGAUUCAAAGCACGCCCAUUGAAUAGAAAAAUUCUCGAGGCUCCUUCAUUGCCUCUUCCAAAAAAGAGUGUUCCAAAGUUGCCAGAGUUUCAAGAAUUUCACCUGAAGACACAGGAAAGGGCAGUGCAUCUCUCAUCAGCUGUAUUCUCCUCUUCAACCCAUACAAAUGCUGUUGAUAAGGGGUUUGAGAAACCUUGUAUAAUUUCUGCUAAUGGCAAUGAAACUAGAGAAGCCAGAAGACCUAGUUUCAUGGAUGCCACUAGCCAGGAUGUCUGUGACAAAAAGUACAACUUCAAAGCUCGUCCUUUAAAUAGGAAGAUAUUUUCCAGUAAAGGUGAUAUUGGUGUUUUUCGAAAUAUCAAGAGGGAAACCACGGUGCCAAUGGAAUUUAAUUUCCAUACGGAGAAGAGGGUUCCGCAAAAUCCACCCAUUGAACUUUUUAGUAAGCUAUCUCUUACAGCUGAGCUACAGCCAAGCAAUGGAUCUCAGAUGACGUCCUCUCGCCCUACCUUCACAUCUACAAAGGUUAUCCUGAAAAUAGAUUAACUUCUUUCCAACCAGAAAACGAGAUGAGAUAUUUGGCAAAAGAGAAAACACUUCUAUGGGGGAGAUAGUCACUGAAGUUGGUAACCAAUUGAGCACAAGGUCCGUUGGGAUCAUUAACACAAUAAUCUCUCUUUCGUCUUCCCUUCUUAAUUGUUGAUUUUCAAGAACAAAUUACUCUACAUAGAGAUUACACAGGAGCUUGGGCAUCCGCUGAAAGUGAAGGCACGCUCCCUAAUGGUUUCUCAUCAUGUCGACAUCUUAAUAUGCUGCUGUUGAUUCAGAAUUUUGACGGAUCAACAGUUUGACAAAUGCAUAGAUCUCAUCAACAUAGUUUUUCUAUCCCUUGUUGCAGUAUAUGGAAUCUGUGGAAUAUCCAUUAGAAAGUUUAUAUUUAAAGGAACUGGUUGUUAGAUGUACUUUCGUGCUCCAUAUACUUCUGGGUCACAACUGACCAAGUGCAUAAUAAUACAAGGAAAAUGUUAUACAUA
Gossypium raimondii (Peruvian cotton) is the source of this 2458-nucleotide messenger RNA. Its product is annotated as protein TPX2. The record is from RefSeq and is a predicted model, not a curated record. The coding region runs from base 573 to 1970 and encodes 465 amino acids. Gene Ontology annotation, molecular function: protein kinase activator activity; microtubule binding. The transcript has 17 exons. NCBI's taxonomy places the organism in Eukaryota, Viridiplantae, Streptophyta, Magnoliopsida, Malvales, Malvaceae. Gene Ontology annotation, cellular component: nuclear microtubule; mitotic spindle. Gene Ontology annotation, biological process: mitotic spindle assembly; activation of protein kinase activity; regulation of mitotic spindle organization.